Prunus dulcis (almond) is the source of this 1469-nucleotide messenger RNA. Its product is annotated as patatin-like protein 1. The record is from RefSeq and is a predicted model, not a curated record. The coding region runs from base 127 to 1308 and encodes 393 amino acids. The transcript has 7 exons. Gene Ontology annotation, molecular function: monoacylglycerol lipase activity; glycerophospholipase activity. Lineage: Eukaryota; Viridiplantae; Streptophyta; Magnoliopsida; Rosales; Rosaceae. Gene Ontology annotation, biological process: lipid metabolic process.
GCCAACCCUGUACAAGCACAUGGGUUUAGGGUUGAAAGUUUGAGACUUUACCUAUUUAUACAUGAGGAGGUCCAUGCAUCGUCGUCAUGUAUUAGAUUACUUGCUUAGCAAGCUGAAAAUCAAAUAAUGUCUCUGCGUGAAGAAAUCAACCCAUCAAGCUAUGGUGAUAAAAUCACUGUUCUAAGCAUUGAUGGUGGAGGAAUUAGAGGCAUAAUCCCUGCAACCAUAUUGACUUUCCUUGAAUCCAAAUUACAAGAACUGGAUGGAGAAGAAGCCCGAAUUGCAGAUUACUUCGACGUGAUCGCAGGAACAAGCACAGGAGGCCUAAUAACAGCCAUGUUGACAGCACCUGACCAAAACAAACGACCUCUCUAUGAGGCCAAAGAUAUUGUUCCAUUCUAUCUCAACCAUUGCCCCAAAAUAUUCCCUCAAUCCAGUGGACCACUUAUGAGAAUGAGAGCCUUAAGGGGACCCAAAUAUGAUGGCAAGUAUCUCAGAAAGUUGGUUCGCAAAAUACUUGGAACUCGAAGACUGCAUGAAACUGUAACUCGAAUUGUGGUGCCUACAUUUGACAUCAAAUUGCUACAACCCCAUGUCUUCUCAACCUUCGAGGCAGAGAUGGAAUUUUCUGAGGAUGCAUUGCUAUCAGAUGUUUGCAUCGGUACUUCGUCUGCUCCAACUUAUCUCCCAGCUCAUCAUUUCAAAACUAAAGAUUCAGAAGGAAAUGAAAGGGAAUUCCACCUUGUUGAUGGUGGGGUGGCAGCAAACAAUCCUGCAUUGCUGGCAAUGAAGCCAACAGGGAAAGUGUUCCCAGGCAGUCCAGAUGAUCUGGCCUCACCACAAAGUCUACAAUAUGAGAAAUACCUUAUGCUCUCACUGGGCACAGGGACUUCAAAGAUAGAGAAAAAAUACAACGCAAAAAUGGCAGCAAAGUGGGGGAUUUUGGGCUGGCUUUACAAGGAUGGCCAUUGCCCUUUACUUGAUGCCUUCACAUUUGCUAGCGGAGACAUGGUCGACCUUCACAUGUCCUUGAUUUUCAGGUCUGUCAAAUGCGAGCACAACUACCUUCGCAUUCAGGAUGACACAUUAAGUGGGAACACAUCAUCGACAGACAAGGCAACGAAGGAGAACAUGAGGGAGCUAAUAAAGACUGGUGAGAGUCUGUUGCAGAAGCCUGCUUCAAGGAUGAAUCUUGAUACAGGGAUAUUUGAACCAGCUCACAAUGGAGCCACCAAUCAAGAAGUCCUCACUAGAUUUGCUCAAAAACUAUCGGAGGAGAGAAGACUGCGAAAGGAACGAUUACAUUAGUGGUCCUCCAUUUGAUUACAAUAUAUAAUAGAUUCAUUAUCUUAAUUAUAAUUGUGUUUAAGUGAAUUUAUACUUGGUAUUAGAAUCAUGAUAUUGGCAUAUUGCUUGACACAUCUGGUGCAAGUUUUAUUCAUUAAUAAUAAUUUAUAUAUAUAUAUAUA